AUGGGUGGAAAUACAGGUGAUAAUUUGCAUAGAGUGGUGUCGUCACCCGACUCUAAUCGAGGUGGUAGUAUGGGUUGUAACUUACACCGAAGUCGGACAACUUUACCUAAUCUAGGCAUCGUUGAUCCCCAAAUAGAUUUUGCGGUGGUGUUUAGUAAAGUUACCCCACACGGACUUCAAAUAAUUGGCGGCCAUGGCGAAGAGCAGGAUGGUAAUUAUUACACUCAGGAGGAUGAUUAUGGUAUAAACAUGCAGACAACUCACCACUCGAAUGUUGAAGAUACGCCUGGUGGCUCUAAUGUUGCAAAUUCACAUGGUUCUCAGUUACCGUUGAUCCACCGAAAUGGGAAGGGCUUUGUAGACCAUUCUAUACAUGGGUACAUUGCAAAAAUGGCAUGUGAUUGUUUGGAUCGUGCUUGGCCUACAUACAAGAGUAUCCCACAUGAGGUUUUCAAACAAUGGUUUGCGCGUUUUAUGACUCGUUAUCGGUUGUAUUCACAAGAAGAAGGUGACAUCUUCGAUUGUUUUGAGAAUGUUUUGAAAGAGCGUUUUAGAGACAGAAUGGGGGAUGUUAAGAAAACAUCAGCAAGAAUGGAAAGAAAAGCAGGGCAUACUAUCCAUGAAAUUAAUGACUCAUAUAAGAUCCUCUAG
Messenger RNA from Lactuca saligna, 651 nucleotides. NCBI's taxonomy places the organism in Eukaryota, Viridiplantae, Streptophyta, Magnoliopsida, Asterales, Asteraceae. The record is from the annotation of a GenBank genome assembly.